Messenger RNA from Trichomonas vaginalis G3, 3111 nucleotides. RefSeq names its product armadillo (ARM) repeat-containing protein family. The transcript has a single exon. Bases 1 to 3111 code for a protein of 1036 amino acids. The record is from RefSeq and is a predicted model, not a curated record. Lineage: Eukaryota; Parabasalia; Trichomonadida; Trichomonadidae.
AUGAGACUUCCUUUACAGAUUCUUCGUCCUAAUCUCGAUGACGGAUCAUUAAUUGUUCAAACGAAAAUCAAAACAUUGGGAUACAUUGCGAAAGAAAACCAAGAAGAAUACGUCAAAAUAUUAUUUGACAGUCUUAACGAGAAUAACGAUGAUAGACAAGCAUCAUGUUGUGCAUCUCUUUCAUUAUGUAUCAAUAAACUCGAGUCAAAUUUGGAAUUAAGUCAAUUAUUUGCACAACUUGUUUUAACGAAACAAACAUCAUGGUUUAAAUCAUUAAAUGUAUUGAAUCUUCUUUCUGAAACGAAUGCAAACACUGUAGAGAAACUUGUAGGAAUAAAUGGAAUUAAGAAAGUCAUAGGAAUAUUAUAUGAUUUAAGUUUCAACCAGAAUGACAAAGUUUAUCAACUUUCUCCAAAUGUUUUGAGCAAAUUUAUUAGACCUAAAGAUUAUUCAUUUGUUUUAAUGAAAAUUGCAAAUAACAUUGAUUAUUUCGAUCUCGAUUCUUUCCGCCGCUCAAUUAAUUUAUUGACAAUCAUUGUUAGAGAUCAUCAACAAGACAUUGAUUUGAAGUUUUUCGACUUUUUAAUUGUUUCUAUUGUUGAAGGUUUAGAUUAUUUCAAAGAAGAUCUUAAUUUAAUAUCAAACAUCUUUAUGUUCUUAAGUUACUUUGAUUUGUCUUUCUUAAGUAGUUCUCAGUCAAGUUCAUUAGCUCUUUUCGCUUUGGAUAUUGCUGCCGCAGAAUUACAUUUGAUUAAUGGUCAAAAACCUGAUUUCGGAAAUUCUUCAACUGUUUCUGAAUUAAUUAAUAUUCUUGAUAGCGAUCUUCAAUCAAAGAACUUCGAUAUCAUCUCUGGACAAGAUACAGACCAUGAAUCUUAUUUAAGCAGUUUGUUUUCUGUUGUUAAACUCUUUAAUUCACUUCCAAAUGAUUGUUGCUAUCUUCCUAGCCAACUUAAUCUUGCAAAUGCAUUAAUUAAGAUCUUUCCUCAUGAAUCAGCUCGUCUUUACGAGAAAUUAUGGAAAUCAAUGACAGAAAACGAACAAUCAACAAUCUUGUCAACAAUUUCCCCCUGUCUUGCAACAAUGAAAGAUUUUGGAGCCAUUGCAAUUUGGGCUUAUCUUUUGUUGACAAAAUUACCAGAUUCUGCUUCACGUUUUAUUCAAGCACGUGAUGUAAUUCAUAAGCUUUCAUACUACGCACUUCAACAUUUGGAAGUUGUUCCUGAUGGUGUUUUGUUUGUUUUCGUAAGAUACGAAGCAACUGUUGUCGCAGAAAUUUCGACAAUUACUCCUUUAAUUUGGCAAAUUCCUGAAAACAGAAGGAAUAGAAUGCUAAACAAACUGUUGAAAGACCAUCCUGAUGCUUAUAGGAGAUUAAUGGGUGAUCAGCCACCUCCUUAUAUUGCUGAGGAAAUCAAAUCUGUUUCGGAUAAUCCUGUUUUGAAUGUUGAAUACAAUGUUAACAUGAGUAAUGAUUUUACAAGUGAUUUGACAUCACCUCACAUCAUUACACAAUUACGGAGUAAUUUAUAUGAGUUCCAAAAAGAUGUUUUACAAUCACUUGCAUUAACAUAUUGUCGUUUUAGUAAUAAUGUUGGAUUACGUGCACUUUUGAAUUACGCAACUAAAUCCAAAGUUAAUUUAGACUUUAAUCCACAUUAUAUUCCACAUUCUCUUCUUCCUAUGGUUAUACAAUAUAUCCGUAUCAUUAAAGAUCCAUUUGGACCAUCAUUUGUUUCGGAAUGUUUGAAACUAUCACAUUCCAAAGAAGUUUGUAUUACAUCUGCAACAGUUAUUCCACAAACAUUCAUUAAUUGUGUUUCUGGAGAUAGAAUCACUAAGAAAGGAAUCACAAAAGUUUUAUAUGCGAUUUCUAAAGUUGCUCUUCCAAAAGAAAGUGUUUUUGAAUUUGUUAUUAAGUGUUUGGAUCCAAACACACCUCCUAAACGAUAUCUAACAUCUUUGACACUUGCAACAGUUGCUUGUUCAUUAAUACCAAAAAUAGAAGGAAGCUGGAUUGAUCAAAUCAUUUCCAAACUGAAAACAAAUGAAAAUGAAAUUAAUUUGUCAGUUUUAACUCGUUUCGUUUAUUCCGCUGUUUCAAAAGUUCCAACAAACAGUUCGUUGAACGAAUUCCUUCGAACAAAAAUUUGUGAAAACGUCGGUAAGAACACACUCGAAAGCUGUAUCUCGUCAUUGAGUCUUUUAUGUAUCGAAACAAACCAAAAGUCAUUGGAAAAAAUUUAUGACAACACACAGAAUUAUUUGACAGGAAUUACUCCUUCACUUUUCUCUACCGGUGUCAAAUUUUUGAACAUGAUCUUAACGAAAUCGAAAGAUUCUAGUCUUGAUAGUUUGAUGAAGAACAACAAGCUGAAUCAAGUCAUGCAAAGAGUCAGUGAAUUUGACAAGAUUCCAUUCAUCCACGAAAAUGUUGUUUUGUUUUAUUCUAAUAUCAUGACAAGACAAACAUUGUCAAGUUACCAGAAACUCCUUAUUAAAUCAUUCGAUCAAAUCAUCCCAGUUCCUUCUUCACCUUCAUUCCCAGCGAUGUCCGUUUUGAUUCCGAAAUUGAUUGCUGGCGGUGACCAGGAAAUACAAAAGAAAUGUUUGACAUUUUCAGAAAAAUUGAUGACGAAACCUGCAUCUCUUUUCUUGAUGCGAUGCCAGAUCCAAAUCAUCAGAGAGAUUGCAACUAAAAUGUCAACAUACGAAACAUUUAUUUUAGACAGGUCUACAGAAUUUCUUUACAAAGCACACAAAAUCGAUGGACCUUCUAUGGCAGAUAUUUUGUAUGAAUAUAUUUCAUUUAUUACUGAAUCAUUAGGUUUCAGUGAUGGUGUCCAGUUUGUAGUUUUGCAGUUCCACAAGUAUAUUCCUCGCUUUAUCUCAUUGUUUGUUGCUCUUGCAAGGUUGUACAGCCGCGUUGACGAAGAAAAGAAGAAACACAUUUUAUCACUUCUUCCGAAUGUUCUUUUCGUCAAUGCGCAUAAAGUAGCUAUUGAGUGCAUUGGAAAUAAACAUAAGAUGGCAGAAGCCCUUAAGUUGGCAUGUUAUGAAGAGGAUUGUGCAGAAAGUAACGAAAUCAUUGGAAGAAUUCGUAAAAUGUAA